This is a messenger RNA of Cuscuta campestris, 1112 nucleotides long. Lineage: Eukaryota; Viridiplantae; Streptophyta; Magnoliopsida; Solanales; Convolvulaceae. The record is from the annotation of a GenBank genome assembly.
AUGCAGAUACCUAAAUCGUUUGAAGCGAAUGGUAAAAAACAAAGCAAGGGUAGAAGGAUCUAUUGCUAAUGCGUAUAUUGUGAGAGAAGCAUCUCAUUUUUGUUCGCAUUACUUUGAAGAUUAUGUUUACACUCGACUACACAGUGUACCGCGUAAUGAUGAAGGAGAUGUUCCUGCAGCCAUCGAAAGCAACCUAAGCAUUUUCCAAAGCGCAGGACGCUUAAGCGGUAAGACGAAAAAGCGAAGGCUUUCUGAUGAUGAGUUAAAGGCGCUGCAUCAUUACCUUAUGCUAAAUAGUGUCGAGAUUGAACCAUUCAUUGAGAAAUAUGUCGAUUCAUUACGUGACUCAAAUCCUGACAUUACUGAUGAGGCUUUACUGUUGCAAAUGGAAGAAAGUUUUGCAUCAUGGAUGCACAAUGAUGAGAGCAUGGACUCAGACGAGUCGAUAGAGCACGAGCAUGACGAUGCUAUGAACCUUGGACCGAGCGUAGCGUACUUUGAUCGCUCUGGCAGUGUCGUCUUCACGGAAGAGGGAGCUCGGAUCAUUUGUUCCACAUUCCAGCAAAGGCUCGAUCCAACAGGGGGUAGUUGGAAGAGCCAAAGCGACACGACUGUGGACUUUUACUGGAGAGAGUUUAAGAAACAUGCCACUUGGGACCCUCGCAUUGAUGAUAGCGUUAUGUUCCGUGCUUGGCAAUCGAAGGCUAGAAGACGAUACACCGACUGGCUCUCAUCUAUUAGGAAUGAGAAGAAAGGAACAGAGAAGGUGCAGCCACUUGUACCGCAAUCGUGGAAGGAGUAUUGGAAGUCACCAAAGUUCUUGGCAUCCUCCAAGCAAAACAAGAAAAAUCGGCGUGGCGGUGACGAGAAUGCCCCUGCUAGCGCCACGCACACCGGUGGUCCAUUGUCUUUUCGCGAGACUCAAGCGCGCCUUGGUAAAAGUGGAAAGGCUUCUGACUUGUACUCUUUGUACACACACACAUACGAAGAAACAUGAUGGGAAGACCUUCGUCAAUAAGAAGGCAGAAGAAGUAUCACAAAACUACGUAGCCAUGCAGGAGGCAGUUCGUGAAGAGGGCUUAAAUGUGACACCUGACGAGAUUUUUCUAUCU